AUGGCAUCAAAAAAAGGAAGAAAACCAGCCCGAGCUGAGAAAAAACUCAAAAGAACCCAUUUCAAGAAACAACUUCCUCAACACAAGAACACCAACACAACUACUACUCUCGAUCAUACAUCUACAUCUAGUACUGUCUCUACAUGUUCUUCCUCGACGACAUCGUUUUCUCCUCAGGAUUCAAACUACCAUGUUCCUUCUCCCUCCCCGGAGGUGCUGGCGUCACCAGGUGAAGGAGGUGGUGGCGGCGGCGGUUGUUGUACCCCGAAAGCUCAGAAGUCUAGGAUACCGGAGAUGCUGACGUGUCCACCAGCACCGAAGAAGCAAAGGGUCCCACAGAACUGCGUAUUGCGACGGAGACAAAUCGUUUUCUUUGCUCCUCCGGAGAUAGAGCUCUUCUUUGUCAAAGCACACGGUCGAUGA
Molecule: messenger RNA, 423 nt
Organism: Microthlaspi erraticum
Lineage: Eukaryota; Viridiplantae; Streptophyta; Magnoliopsida; Brassicales; Brassicaceae
Source: the annotation of a GenBank genome assembly